Molecule: messenger RNA, 2855 nt
Organism: Nymphaea colorata (pocket water lily)
Lineage: Eukaryota; Viridiplantae; Streptophyta; Magnoliopsida; Nymphaeales; Nymphaeaceae
Product: F-box/kelch-repeat protein At5g43190-like
Exons: 1
Coding region: 1518-2714 (398 amino acids)
Molecular function (GO): protein binding
Source: RefSeq, a predicted model, not a curated record
GGAUGAAUAAAACUAAAUUUUUUGAUGCUAAAAAAUGUAGCUAGUGGUGUGUUUUGCAAUAGCAAAUCAUUGGCUAGGCUUCUAACCACUGAAUGCACCACUUGUGAAGUUUUUAGUGUUUCAAAAUUGGAAAAAAAAAAUCAAUUGGCAAUGGACAAAAAAAAAAUAAUCAGCAACGGACAAAAAUAAAUCAAUCGGCAAUGGACGUUGGAAGGCUGAUUUCUUCAAUAUAUAUAUAAUUUAUGGAUUUCUCCAUUUAGGUUUGAGUAGAUAAUUUCUCAUGCAUUGCCUUGGGUGGUAUGUUUAAUCACAUCAGCUUAUACAAUACAUUGAGUGGCCGCGACUGAAUGGAACUCAAAAGGUCAGGAGAUUUCAGUUAUAUAUAUAUAUAUAUAUAUAUAUGAUCCCCCAACUUCCUUAGUUUAUUGGGUAAAAUGGGCAACCAGCCCUAGAAAUUAGAAUGUGGCGCAGAGAACUAUCAGACCCAGUUGGGAUUGAUUCUAGAACAUAUAACUUUUGACCGACCAAGCUUUGGGAUUGAUUCUAGAACGUAUAACCUUGACCGACCAAGCUUUUCUUCAAAGUAAAAAGAAAUAAAUAAAGGGCAAAAUUGAUGUACGAAGUCCCUUUCUACAUAAGCCACAAUUUUCCAAAUGCAUACGCAAAGGAAGGACUAGACGAGACGACCAGCGUAGAGCACAAGCUAUUUUAGUUGAAAGGGUCGUUGUCAUGAUAAGGUAUCUAAAACAGAGCAAAGUAUAACGGGCAUCGCGUAUGCGGAUGGUUAUGAUGCCUUUGAGAUUAUUAAAAUAUUUUCCCAACUUACUUGUUCAUUAAAAAUGUUUUUAGUGACGAUCGCUAAGCUUUUUAACCUGAAUACUAUUUGGGUUACUUUCAUUUUGGAAAAAACCAUGAAUUUUAAUUAGGUACUGAAUUCAUCAUGGUCCGUAGGCAGUAUUUGAUCUGCCUAGCCUCAUUUUAUCUAUGAAAAAAAGAAUAGCUGAUUUCAAAUUCAUAGCGUUUUGAUUACUUCGAAUUUGAAGUUCAUGUGGAUAUGAAGUGACAUAUUUUUAUUGAUACACUAAAAUAUUCAUAAUUCAUCAAACCAAGGUUCUUAGAUCAAACGCAAGAUCUAUAUUUAAGAUUUUUGUUUGUUUUCCUUUUUUAUAUUGCAAAAAGGUUGGUUUCAAGAGAUCAAGAAGGUCAGGUCUGAAAUCCAUAAUUUUCAAAUCUUAAAAGCCUCAAAUCCAAAGCUAUGAAACACAUUGUAUGAGUAAGUUUUGAAGGGCAAGCACGCGGUGACCAGAGAAGUAUGUCCGGCGCUCUUCCUAAUUCCGCGGUCCCAGUGUGGAAAUGCUUCUUGAAACAGAGUACCUUUUAGUCAAUCCAUGGCAACUAUUUGUUUGUAUCUGAAGACGCCCGGCCAUCGCCGGCGAUUGCGACGUUGAUCUCCCUUUCUCUUCCUAGAAUUUCAUCAACUGCUCCUGAUUUAUUUUUCCCCUCAUCGUCUUCCCAGAAUGAUGCUUCUGAUGCAACCCCCACCAAAUACAAAAACAACAUCCCUUUCUCCCCUCACCAGCAAUUGCCUCCCUUCCAUGGCGGAUUGUCACAGGGGAGAUCAUGACACUUCUCUGAGUUCCGAGGGCAAAAGAAAGAGAGAGAUGGAUCCUUCGAUAUGGAGUCAGCUGCCGAUUGAACUCCUGGAGCAGGUCCUGGCCAGGCUGCCCCCUCAUUUCUUCCUCCUCCUCAGACCAACCUGCAGACACUUCAGCACCCUCAUUCUCUCCCCUUCCUUCCUCUCCCUCCACUCCCCGCUCAAGGCCUUCUCCCCUCCUUUCUCCACCCCCUACCUCCUCCUCUCCCACCCUCUCUUCCACCCCAACCUCCACCUCUACGACUUCCUCCACGACCAAUGGAGAUCCAUCUCCCUCCCCUUCCCUUCUUCCCUCUCCAUCCUCUCCGCCUCCUCCGGCCUCAUCCUCUUCAAGGUUCACAAGUCUCCGUGCCUUGUCAUAUACAACCCCCUCACUAAAUCCUGCCGAUCUCUUCGGUUCUCCGACGGCGCCUCCGUCUCCCACGCCUCCAUCGCUGCCUCACAGCCUUCUGAUUACGACAUCGUAGCCACUAAUUCUUCCGCGGCAUUCUAUAUUUACAGUUCUCGCCGCCGCCGGUGGAGCUGGAUUCAGCCUCCUGACGGGUCCCCGCUGAAGAACGGAAAACAGGAACCGGUAUUCUGCAACAGCACCUUCUACAUCAUCGGCUCGGACCAAUUCUCGGUUAUGGGGUACAGAGCAGAGAGUGGGAAGUGGGGAAGGGUGGCGCCGGAGCUUCCUGCUUCGUUGGUAUUUCUUCGGCUGGCGAGCUGCCAGGGGAAGGCGUACGUGGUCGGGGGGAUGGGGGAAAACGGGAUCUGCAGGAGCUUGGGAGUAUGGGAGGUGGAAGAAGAAGGUGGGGAGGUGGUGGAGUUGCAGAGGCUGCCGGAGGCGAUGUGCAGGAAGCUAGUGGGGUUAUGUUACCACAACUAUGAGCUCAUUCACUGCGUCGGCCAUGGAGAUUUGGUGUGCGUCUAUUCGUCCAUUGCCCCACAAGUUCUGGUUUACAUGGUGUCCAGGAGGACCUGGCAUUGGCUCCCCACAUGCCCCUCUGUGCCACAGACGUGUGCUGCAGGGUUCAGGUGGUUCUCUUUCUCACCUAGUUUGUACUCCCUUGUCUGAGAAGGAACUAUUUUUCCUCCACUCCUUUUCAUCCUUCAUUUUUCCUCUUUUUUAUAUAAAAAAUAAAAAGAAAUAGAUUGUAUGUGGUAGACUUUAAUGAUCUUUAAUCUUAAUUUAAGAAAGAGAUAAAAGAUUGGACCA